CCCAGCUUUGUAGCCGUGGAUAUGUCGUUAGGGGUUAAAAGCGGACACUGACUACUGAAAAGAAAGAAUAUUAACGUGCAAAUAUUGUGGCACUGGUUCGUGUUGCCGUUAUGGAGUUUGGAGCAGCGAGGGAAGCGGCGUACUGAAGUGGAAGCUGAGCUUUUUAAAAAGGGAAUGCGUUAUGCGUCCCAAACCAAAGGCUACGUUAACUUAGGAUUGGACAUGGAUGAUGUCAAUGGGUAAUACGAAAAGGACAUUUGUUUGAUGAGCGUUUGAGAGCUCAAGCAAGACAGGAACGGGUCUGGUUCGAGCACUGUGGCCACACUGGAAGCUGUGUAUUAUUUAAAUGGUCAAUGCACUACUAUCACACAGGAAAGCCUCUCCGUCCGCAUUGCUUUGACGAAAAAGGCAACCGUCCUCCCGGUAACGUUGUACUGGUGACAUAACUUAACUCGUCCACCACCAUGGACAUGCUGGAGUGUCCGCUCUGUCUCUUCUUGAUGUGCGAGCCGGUGACCAUGUCCUGCGGUCACACGUUCUGCCGGAGAUGCGUGGGGGGCUACCUCCCGUCCAAAUGCCCGUCGUGCAAAGAGAGGUUAAAACAAAGGGAGGUGAAAAGCAUGAAGAACAACGUUUUGCUCAUCAGUGUCGUUGAGAAGUGCUGCCCCGACGAGACAAAGAUGAAGUGCCAUGUACAGGAGAAGCUCAAAGCCAACGAGUUCACAGAAGCUUUACGCAUCGCGAACAAGGGGCUAGACUUGGUCCCAGAUGAUCAGAAUUUGAAGGUGUACAGAGCUGAAGCGAACUGGGGCCUGAUGCGUUUCUCUGAUGCGCUGACUGACCUCGACUACCUCUGCUGCCUUCGUCCUAAUUGGACCGAGGGCUUCUUUCGUAAAGGGAACGUGCUGCUGGAAAUGGGUCAGCAGACAGAGGCCCUCAUCCAGUUCCACCGAUGCCUAAAUCUUCAAGCUGACUUUGUUCCUGCGAAGAGCCAGAUCAAGAAGAUCCUGGAGGCGGGGGGCAUGGCAGUGCCGGAUGAGGUGUCCUGCAUCUUGCAAGUGGUGUCCGAGUACCUGAAAAAGCCCUGCCCAAUCACCAGCCUCAGCGGCUCCCAGGGGCCAACUCACACUGAGGGCCUCAGACAUCCACAAGGCGAUGACGGAGAGGGAAAAGGGAAGAGGGACGCACACCAGGGCUCCAAGGUGAAGCAUGACGCGGGUACUGAGUGCUGCCUCAGCCUCUGCCAAGCUGUUUCCUUUCUCCCUGCUGCUGAGGAGGACGAGGAGAUGAUGACAAGGAAGGAAGAUGGGCAUGGCAGAGGUGGAAGUAGUCACUGCAGAGAGAAAACUCUGGGUGUCCUCACUGUGUCAGACUUUGAGUGCCCUCUCUGCAUUAGGUUGUUUUUUGAGCCAGUCACUACUCCCUGUGGCCACACCUUCUGUAAAAACUGCAUAGAGAGGAGUCUGGACCACAACCUCCGAUGUCCACUCUGCAAACAGCCACUGCAAGAGUACUUUAAAAACAGGAAGUACAACCCCACAGUUCUGCUACAGGACAUCAUGAUCCGACUUUUUCCCUCACAGUUAGCUGAGAGGAAACAGGUCCAUGAUGCUGAGAUGGCUGAACUGUCCAAUCUUACUAAGGACAUCCCUAUAUUCGUUUGCACGGUGGCCUACCCUGGAGUGCCCUGCCCUCUGCACAUCUUCGAGCCUCGUUAUCGGCUAAUGAUGCGCCGCUGCAUGGAGACUGGCACCAAGAAGUUUGGCAUGUGCAGUUAUGAGCAUGGGAAGGGGUUUGCAGACUACGGCUGCAUGUUGGAGAUACACACUCUGGAGCUGCUGCCUGAUGGACGGUCCUAUGUGGACACAGUGGGUGGCAGCAGAUUCAGGGUGCUAAAGAGAGGUCAGAGAGAUGGCUACCACACCGCUGAUAUAGAGUACCUGGAGGACCUCAAGGUUGAUGGCAGUGAGUUGGAGCUUUUGCAUCAUCUCCAUGACAGCGUGUACCAGCAGGCUCAGGACUGGUACCAGCGCCUUGGUGGUCGCAUUCGCGAGCAGAUCAACAGACAGUAUGGCACCAUGCCAGAGAAGGAGGAAAACAUUCAGGCCUCGUCCAACGGUCCGGCCUGGUGCUGGUGGCUGCUGUCUGUUCUCCAGCUGGACCCUGCCUAUCAAACCACUGUCCUCUCCCUGACCUCACUCAAAGAGCGCUUGGGACACCUCCGCCUCGUCCUUGAGUACUUCUCUCAGAGCUAGACCCCGCAGCACAGUGGUAUUGUAGCCACAACUAGCUGAGAGUCAAAUAUAUUUCUCACAAACACGCAAAUGUAGUGAAAUCAAAGAAUGCAUUCACACCGCAGGAGUUGGGGUUGGGUUUUGGACUAUGAAGGACUGUCUUAAAAAGUCACAGCUCAAGGCCAAAUCAUCUGGUCAAUAGGAGAAAGAUGUUGGUUGUCUUACUAAAGAGGGUUUUUGCUGUUUGAGUUCACAUUUGUUAUCUUUUUUUUUUACAACAUUUUCUUCCCCGGGAAUUCAAGUUUUCACAGAAGUUUCUGAAUAUAUAUUGUACUUGAUGUACCAGUAAGACCAACAAGGUUGACCAAAGAUGCUUCUUAUUUAGGUCCAUUAAAAGUGGUAAAUUAUUA
Messenger RNA from Micropterus dolomieu (smallmouth bass), 2644 nucleotides. It is a transcript of the gene lonrf4, whose product is annotated as LON peptidase N-terminal domain and ring finger 1. The transcript is spliced from 12 exons. The record is from RefSeq and is a predicted model, not a curated record. Gene Ontology annotation, molecular function: protein binding. Lineage: Eukaryota; Metazoa; Chordata; Actinopteri; Centrarchiformes; Centrarchidae. Bases 465 to 2255 code for a protein of 596 amino acids.